AAGUUAUCAAUAAAACUAAUGUGUGUAGUUAAAAUGACUCAAAAUUCUGCAUUUCCCGUGAAAUAAUAUUUGUUUUGUGUCAUUUCGCAGGACGAGAAGGACCAGGUCCUGGUAACAAACGUCUGGCUCGAUCAGGAAUGGGUAGACGAGUUUAUGCGAUGGGACCCGGAUCAGUUUGCCAACAUCACCACCAUACGCAUCCCCUGCAACAAGCUCUGGCUCCCAGACAUUGUCCUCUAUAACAAUGCCGCCGAGUACACAGACGGGUUAAUGCCUGCAAAUGCCAUGGUCAAGUACGACGGCAACAUCUUCUGGCCCAUACCGACCAAACUGCAGAGCUCUUGCAAAGUUGACGUCACUUACUUUCCGUUCGAUGAGCAGGAGUGCUACAUGAAGUUCGGAUCUUGGACUUACGAUGGAUUUCAGGUUGAUAUUACCAAUCGAACCGAGAAGGUCGAUCUAAGCAACUACGUGAACAACGGCGAAUGGGAGCUGCUGAACAUACGUAUAGAGCGUAACGUCGUGACGUACGCGUGCUGCCCGGAGCCGUUCCCGGACGUCAAGUUUUACAUCCACAUCCGGCGUCGUACGCUCUACUACAUGUACAACGUUAUAUUCCCGUGCAUCAUGAUGUCCGCCCUCACACUGCUCGUGUUCUGUCUGCCACCUGACUCCGGAGAGAAGAUUGCCCUAGGUAUAACAGUGCUAUUGGCGUUCUCCGUAUUUAUGUUGGCAGUCGCUGAGAAUCUCCCUGAAACAUCGGAGUUCGUUCCGCUGAUCAGUAUCUACCUCACUAUUGUGAUGGCCCUGACCUCGAUGUCGGUCAUUAUGACCGUGUUCGUCCUCAACCUUCACCACAGAGGUCCAAACAAGAGGGCUGUACCGAGGUGGCUAAAAAAACUGCUGCUAAACGGGAUGUCCCGGUUCCUUUGCUUGCAGGAAAGUAAACACGACCCUGGGCGUUACUACGACAACGAAGAACGAUUCAUAAAAAAUGUGUCGCUGAAGAUUACGCUUGACAACAUUCAACAGGCUCUCGAGAAUGAGGCUAAACUAGAAAACAUUGAAACGAUGAAUCAAGCAGAUACCGAUCUUUCAAAUAAUUCUUCGCAUUUUGCGUCACCUCUAGACAGAGAACGUAUGGACAAUACUUCCGAUGUACAGCGCAGCAACCACGUUGAUUUCGCCCGAUUGGAGGGUUCUGACUGGAAUCAAGUGACAAGCUCGAUAUAUCCUUCUCAAACGCAACACUACUAUCAGUUUGACCCGCGGACAAGUGAAUUCAGUUCUGUAACAGGAGUAAACAUUUUCCCAAACGCAGUGUCAGAAAUAAUCUCCUCUCAGACCAACAACCGACUGGGUGUCCAGGGCAGGCAGGACAACAACCACAAAUCGAAGCGCCGCGCGAAAUCUAUUCUUUCGAAAACGAACGAAGAGAUACUGACCUCUCUGAAGAGGAUUCUGGAAAAGCACGAGAAGGAAGAUCGAGACUAUGAGGUGGUCCAGGAAUGGAGGCGCGUGGCGCAAUGUGUCGACCGCAUCCUGUUCUUUAUCUUCUUUAUUGCUACCUUUUCUUCUACCAUUGGUAUUCUGGUGAUUGCCCCUGCGACACAGUACUAGGGCGGCGAGGUUGUAUCGUAGCCGAAUCUUCCGCUAAUGAAAUUAAUGAAACAGUUAUUGAGCAUGCAAUGUUUGCGAAUGUGUUUUCUUCUGUCAAAUACGAAUAUACACUUGCAUUAACUUACUCUUCAAAACUGGUGUGUGUGUGUGCAAAGCAAUAAUAACGUUAUAAUUCUAUUUCUAAUGUUCACAGUCAAAUCGUUACCAUUUAUGGCGCUUGCAUGCAACAUUUUAUAUUAAAGUAUUUUCAUAAAAUCACAAAAUAUCGCAGUAAAUCGUUAACUAUUUGUUCGCCGGCUUGCAAUCGUGCGUCUUUUGGAAUUCAGUACGGAUAAAACAUGUAGAAACUUUAGUUUUCUUAAAAACGUGAUAGGUGAAUAGUCACAAAUAUGUUUGAAACAAACAAUGUGUGUUAAAAUGUUUCAAUCCUUCUUUAUCGGACAUCAUGAGUAAUACAAGCUACUUUCAAAACGCACUGUAAGCACCUGGCGUAAAUGUAAAUCUUCAGUAUCGGAUGGAUUAAUCGGUUGAAGCUGAAAAUGGAAAUAUCGGUUUUGUAAACACUUCCCUUCAUGUAAACAUUUUCAUUAUGUAUAUUGAAACA
Messenger RNA from Dreissena polymorpha, 2224 nucleotides. Its product is annotated as neuronal acetylcholine receptor subunit alpha-10-like. Gene Ontology annotation, molecular function: neurotransmitter receptor activity; extracellular ligand-gated monoatomic ion channel activity; transmembrane signaling receptor activity. The transcript has 6 exons. The record is from RefSeq and is a predicted model, not a curated record. The coding region runs from base 154 to 1620 and encodes 488 amino acids. Gene Ontology annotation, cellular component: synapse; neuron projection; membrane. Gene Ontology annotation, biological process: chemical synaptic transmission; regulation of membrane potential; nervous system process. NCBI's taxonomy places the organism in Eukaryota, Metazoa, Mollusca, Bivalvia, Myida, Dreissenidae.